Boleophthalmus pectinirostris (great blue-spotted mudskipper) is the source of this 682-nucleotide messenger RNA. RefSeq names its product interleukin 19 like (gene il20). The annotation marks the transcript as partial. Gene Ontology annotation, cellular component: extracellular region. The record is from RefSeq and is a predicted model, not a curated record. Lineage: Eukaryota; Metazoa; Chordata; Actinopteri; Gobiiformes; Gobiidae. The transcript has 5 exons.
UGGCUGGGUCAAAGGUCAGAGGGCCGCACGGUCAUCCUGGACAAAUGCGUGGUGAACAUUUACAUGAGCGAGCUGCAAAAGCACUACGCCAGCCUGCGCCCGUCUGCUAUUUCUGGAGACACCGCCAUUGAAGUCAGACUGCUGGACAAAGCACUGAACAAGAACGUUAAGGAGGGUCAGAGCUGCUGUUUCAUUCGUCUGGUUCUCCGAUUCUUUGUGGAGCGAGUCUUUGUGAACUUCUCCACGGCUGAAGCUCACGAGCAGAGAGGAGCCAGCGCUGUUGCCAACGGCUUCAUCUCCUUACGCAACAAUAUUCACAAAUGUCACUGUCAGUGUGAAGAAGAGACUCAGAGACUCUUGGACUCUGUCAUCGCUGAGUUUGAUAAGUUAGAGAUCGCUGAAGCUGCAAAGAAAGCUGUUGGAGAAUUGGAUACUGUUUUGGAGUGGCUUGAAGAGCACAGUCAAAGAUCAAGAACCAGGAAAUAAACUACUACUACUACGUCUACUAUGUCUACUACUACAGCACUUAUUAUGUAGAGUCAAAGUGAACUCACAUUGAGUUAAUGUUUAGUGCGGUUAAGCAUUUCAUUUAUUUUAUUUAUGUUAAGUUAAUAUAUGUAUUUAUUGACUAAAAGACAAAAGAGUAAAAUGUGGAAUUUGAAGAAUGUAUUUAUGGCCUUAA